Ruditapes philippinarum (Manila clam) is the source of this 633-nucleotide messenger RNA. Its product is annotated as chorion class high-cysteine HCB protein 13-like. Lineage: Eukaryota; Metazoa; Mollusca; Bivalvia; Venerida; Veneridae. The record is from RefSeq and is a predicted model, not a curated record. Bases 1 to 633 code for a protein of 210 amino acids. The transcript is spliced from 3 exons.
AUGGCUGAAAAUGAGUUUCGCCAAUAUAAAAUUCCACCAGCAAAUUUUACUUCCAAUGUUUGGAAACAUUUGUCUGUUCAUGAAUUUGUUGUGCCUGUACAGUCAGCUCACUGUGGGAGUUUGUUGGAAAUCUUUGGUAUAUUAUGCGGUUGUAGUGGCAUUUGCCGUUGUGGUUGUGUUGAAGGUUGUGGUUGCGGUUGUGGUGGCGGUUGCUGUUAUGUUUUUGGUGUCGUCUGUGAUUGUGGUGGAGGUGGCGGGUGCGGUUGGGCUGGCGGUUGCGGUAAUGGUUGGGGUUCUGUUGGCGCUUGCGGUUGUGGUGGUGGUUGGGGUGGUCAUCACAGUUGUGGUCACGGUUGCGGUGAUGGUUGCGGUUCUGUUGGCACUUGCCAUUGUGGUGGUGGUGGUGUUGGCAGUUGUGGUUGUGUUGGUUGCGGUUGUGGUUUUGGUGGCAUUGGUGGUUGUGGUUGUGUUGGUGGUUGUGGUGGUGGUGUCGGUUGUGCUUGCGGUUGUGGUGCCAGUUGCAGUGGCGGUUAUGUUGGCAGUUGCAGUUGUGGUGGUGACAGUGGUUGCGGUUGUCAAGCUGAAAGAAAGCUGAAAGAAAGCAUGCAUUACAGCAACAACAAGUAUGGUUAG